Molecule: messenger RNA, 1494 nt
Organism: Tetrahymena thermophila SB210
Lineage: Eukaryota; Ciliophora; Oligohymenophorea; Hymenostomatida; Tetrahymenidae
Product: TLD protein
Exons: 6
Source: RefSeq, a predicted model, not a curated record
AUGGGAUCAAAACAUAGUAAAGAUAAGUAAAAAUAAAAAGAAAUUGACUCUUUGGUUCAAUUACAUUUUAAAGAUGAAGAAAUUAUCUAAGCUAAACUAGUGUAUGAAAGUUUAUUAAACGAUAAGAAGAAUUUGGAUUUAGAAUUAUUUUCAAAGCUUUUUGAAAAUGAUUUAGAAUUUGGCGUAAAGCUAUAUAAAUACAUAAUGAAAAAUAAAAAGACUUUCACUUUUACAGAUUAUCUUCUUUUAAUUUAGGCAUUUUCAAAAGAUGCAAGCUCAAAAAUACCUAUUCAUCUAUUUAAGGCUAAUAAUCUAACUAAAUUGUAGAUAUUUUCAUUGAUUUUGUUGGAGUAGCAUGAACAUCAUGAUAUUAACAAAAUUAUGUUAAGCUAAUAAGAUGUAGAAAAUAUACUUUAUCACUUAAUUAUGAUUUAUGAUAUUGACAAUCUUUAAUUGAUUAUGGACUCUUUGAAAAAUAGAGUUAGUCCUUGUUUUGACGAAUCAAAUGAGUAGUUUUUGGCAUAUGAUAAUAAAAGAAUAAAUCUGAGAGAAGCUACUGCACUUAUUACUAGAAUUUUUUCUUCUAUAAACUAAAUUAUUUAAAUUUACUUCUAAAACAAAUUGCUUCACAAACAGAUUUACAUUUAAGUUCCUAAUAUGAAUGUAUAAUCUAUAAUUAUGACUGAUGAUUUCAUAUGCUUACUCUAUAUGAACAAUUUAUAUUAUCAAGCUUCUCAUAACUUAACUCUAUUGCAUUAAUCUUCAAUGGAUGGAAUGAGUUUGCAAACUAUUAUUAAUAAUCUUUUGGGUUAUGAUUCGUAAACAAUACUCGUUGCUAGAAGUAAUUUAGGAGUUUUUGGUAUAUUUAACAACUAACCUUGGCUAAGUUAAAAAGAAGCUUAAGGGGACGACAACUGCUUUAUUUUUUCUUUUUAGCCAACAUUUAAGAUUUUCACUGCUAACAAUUAAUCUAAAAAUAAAAACUAUGUUUAUAUGAAUUCUAAAUCUAUCAAAGAUUAUGAUAAAUACUAAGCAGGGAUAGGUUACGGUAUGAGUAAAGAUGGCCUAAAGUACAGGUUAUGGCUCGAUUAACUUAUUCACAGCUAGUCUUACAUAAUGUUUUCUGAUGAUAUUUAUGAGCCAGGAUGGAUUUUAGAGCCUAAAGAAUAUACAAAAAGAGAUCAAAAAGUGUAUUUAAAUAUUGAUGCUAUAGAAAUAUGGGGUUUAGGAAGUGAAGAAAAUUUUUAGAACCAGAUUUAAAGAAAAAUAAGAAAUAAUAAUCAUUCAAUGAGAGCCAGAAUAAUUAAUAAGAAAAUCAUGUUUUCUCUUCUUUCAGAUUUCGAUAAGCAAAUCUUUUUUAGUUCUACAUUUUCACAUAUCAAUCAAGUUAGAGAGGAUAUCUGUUGUGCAGCAGAUAUGGUAGAAGAAUAGCACAGACUGGAUAGAGAAUAAAGGAAUAAUGUAUAACCUUUGAGAGUAAAUGAAGAAAGUUGA